AUGGAACACUCCACAAUUCUAUUCAUAGCUGCAUUAGGUGUUGCAUUUAUAUUUUUAAGAUGGUUGAUUUCUCCUAUCCCCCAAACCAACGAUUUCAACAUCAAUAUCGAUGAAUCAUCCUCCUCCUCCACAGCCACAACAUCCGGUAGAAACACCAAUACAUCCAGAACAACUCAACGUAGACGCAGAAGAGACGUCACUGAUUCCAUGAUCGAAGUGGUGCAAACUAUAGCACCCUCCUUAACUGUUGAACAAAUUAGAUAUGAUUUGGAAAAUACUGGAUCUGUCGAAGUUACCAUAAAUAGAUUUAUGGAAUUAGGUAGCUUACCUUUUCCACCUGGAUACACUCCUCCUCCAACCAAUCCUACGGCCUCUUCAUCAGGUUCUAGUAGUAAAUCAGGUAUACCUACUAAAAAAUCAGUUAAUUUACUUGAAAAGUAUAAUAUUGAUUUAGAUAGUACUGAUAAUGGAGAAGGUAAGACCCUUUUGCAAAAGAGACGAGAAGAAAUGAUUAUUGGUGCCCGAAAGCGAUUGGAAUCUCAAUUAAGGAAUGAAAUCUAA
Molecule: messenger RNA, 561 nt
Organism: Hemisphaericaspora subhashii
Lineage: Eukaryota; Fungi; Ascomycota; Pichiomycetes; Serinales; Debaryomycetaceae
Exons: 1
Coding region: 1-561 (186 amino acids)
Molecular function (GO): ubiquitin binding
Source: RefSeq, a predicted model, not a curated record